Molecule: messenger RNA, 8203 nt
Organism: Seriola aureovittata
Lineage: Eukaryota; Metazoa; Chordata; Actinopteri; Carangiformes; Carangidae
Gene: fam222aa
Product: family with sequence similarity 222 member Aa
Exons: 3
Coding region: 941-2503 (520 amino acids)
Source: RefSeq, a predicted model, not a curated record
GGCAGGACUGCAUCCCGGAGCUGCCUGAAGCAGCUAGCUCUUUAUUCACACUUAACCGUUUCUUAUUUGGUUAAUACACCAAAGAGAGCAUCUCGGAGCUUUGCUAUCGAGGUUACUCCACAGCCUCAGCUGGAAAUCUGAGUCUGAAUCGGGAGGCAAGACAUCUCAGAGAGGCUGCCGACACCACGGAGAAAGUGACGGACGGAGCAGAGCCUGAUCACCGGGAUUUUUACAUCGCAUCGCAUCAGUUUAGGAUAUUUCAGGCAGCUGCUUUGACCCAGCCUUGAUUUCUUUCAGGGUACCCUCACACAAUAUUGCCUAGGUAAUAUUAAUAACAUUUGCAUGUUACAUUUCACAUAAGGUCGUCUAUAGUGAGCAGGCGGACCACUUUAAACCCAUGCGUAACAGCGGAGGAUUUUGGAGUACUGCGUAGUAGUUCAACCAUCCAGUCUUUCGACUAACAGCUCUGUUAUUUGGAAAUAUCUACAAGCUAAAAGAGGAGCAACCUGGACCUUUUACUUUGUUCCGGAGGCUAAACGUUGAAAACCCGAAGCGCACUCUGUGCGCAAUCCUGCCGAGGACGCUCCUGAAAUUGCCGACCUGCGCUUUUGCCCUCGACAAAAAUUGGCAGCCGAGUCGAGAAAAAAGGCAAAGCUUAUUAACUUUGCAUGCUAGAAGCUAGAGUGUGGAAUCUAAUUCGCAGGGUUGCCGGUAUAUUUGCAUUCCAUCGGAAGAGGAUAAACUUAAUCAGCAUUUGACAUCGACAAAGCGGCUGCUGGAUUUUGGAGAACAGAAUGAAUCCUUUUUAAUUUGGACCACAGAAGUAUUGGCAGAUUGAUCAGUGAAUGCUACAAUCUGCAUGGAGUUCUAGUCUGCACUACGGAGCAAUUUAUGGUUGGCCGCAGAACUCCCCCGGCUGUAGUACUGUGCCCACCUCGCCAUGCUGGCCUGUCUGCAGAGGAGGCAAAACCCUCCACCCCAGCACCCGGUGUGUGCCAGCAAGACCCUGGAGCCACCGCAAGCCCUUGGACGGAAAUGUGAGCUCUUGGUGCCCACGCAUUCCCCACGCUACCCCACUGCGGCAGAACUUGACGCCUACGCUCAGAAGACGGCCAACAGCCCUCUGUCCAUCAAGAUCUUCCCCACCAACAUCAGGGUUCCCCAGCACAAGCACCUUAACCGGACUGUGAAUGGAUAUGACACCACAGGGCAGCGCUAUAGUCCCUACCCACACCUCCACACAGGGGGCUACCAGGGCCUGCUCGCCAUCGUCAAAGCCUCUGCCUCAUCGUCAUCAUCAUCAACAUCCACCUUUGUCCCUACAAAAGGUGUCCUCAAGAACUCUGAAGGCAGACGGACUAAGCUCUCUCCAGCCCACAUAGCCGUUGCCCCGUACCCACCCCCUAAUAGUAGCACUUUAGCCAGUGGCCACGGCCAAAUGGUAUACCACACUGGGCCCUCAAAGCCUCCAGAAGGCCCCGGACUGUCAGUUCCCCCAAAUGUCACUGUAGCUGGCUCAGUGAUUCCUGUAACAGGGGGCCGAGGCCUGGCCCUGCCCGCACAGUCCAACCUCCCCUCCAUCCAGAGCAUCAUCUACCAGAUCAACCAGCAUUGCCAGGCCCAGGCUCUGCAGCAGGUGUGUCAAGGGGCUGCCACUGCACCAUCAAAUUCUAGCCCCUCCAAGCAGGGAACAACUGUCAUGGGGGUCUCUUCUAGCUCCUCAGGUGGAGGCUACGUGGUAGGAAUGGGUCCCCAGGCUAACAUGGUGUACACAGGGCCAGGGCUGCCGGCUCAAAAUGCAGAGGCGAUGAAGACCGGUGUGUACACAGACGGUAUGGACUAUAUUCUUUGGCAGAAGCAGCAACAACAGCAACAACAGCAGCAGCAGCAACAGGCUGUGCUCCGCAUGUACAGUGGAGGUAGUGGAGGAGGGGGCGCCAUCAGUAAGUCCCCCGAAACUUGUGUUCCAGGGGGAGGGAUUAUGGCGUCCCAAGUGUCCUCCUCUUCCUCCAGACCUUACCACCUGACAGCCAGUGCCAGCGGAGGAGGCGGGAUGGACAAAGUCAGCUCUUCCCCUUUGAACUGCGUGGGUAUGCAUGGAAAUUUCUCAGUGGGUCAAUACUUUGCCCCGCCGUGGAACAGUGUGCUGGUGACACCUGACAGUGACUGCUACAACACCCAGGAGCUUUUGGCUACCUCUACAGGAGGGCCGGCCACGGGGCACAGAGAGAUGGGUUACCCCCACCAUCAUCACCACUACCACCACCAUCAUCACCACCCUGCUAUAGACAGCGGCGGAGGCUUGUGCUGCAGCCUGCCCAGCAAGAGCUUGUGCAACACAUCAGUGCUGAGCAGCAGCUUGCAAUCUCUGGAGUACCUGAUCAACGACAUCCACCCACCCUGCAUCAAGGAGCAGAUGCUUGGCAAAGGCUACGAGACUGUGUCUGUGCCACGUCUGUUAGACCACCAGCAUGCACACAUCCGCCUCCCUGUUUACAGAUAGAGGGGGAAGAAGAGGAGGAAAAGAAUCAAGAGUUGUGAAUUUGUGAAGAAAAUCAAAGUUAAAGAACCGAGAUGUUUUUUUGGGCUACGAGUGGCACUGCUUUAACUAGUGUGGGAGCUUAGACAAGGGCAGUUGUUGUGCUGUGUGACCCUAGGUUUGGUGGUUUUCAAGGCAGGCUGUGGGAAUCCCAAAUAUGAAAGGUGGUAGUGAUUGCCAGUGGGAGAGAAAAGGGAUUUCAAGAUUCUCCAGAUGUUCCAUUGUGUGGUUUGCCAAUAGGAAUUAUGGAUUGAUUUUCUUCUGUUUUUUUGUUUUUGUUUUUUUGUGAUUUUUUUUUGUUGUUUUUGUUGUUGUUGUUUUACUUGCCUGAACUUUUUUGACGAGAAUCAUAGCGUGACAUGAAGUGCAUACAGCACUUGUAUCCCCCUUCCAAAUACUGAGGAUGAAGCUACUGUGUAGGUUGUCACUGAAAUGGCCUUAAAAGGGCCGAAGUUUAGGGCUGCUGUCAAAAUCCAAAACUCUUUAACAGUGCACACAUAAACACAAACAUCCAGAUACUUAUACAUGAGAAGAAUAAGAUUAUAGGCAGUACUCGGGUGUAAUUUACAAGGAUCAUAAGGUUGAAUUAAAAGGAUAGUACAAUAUUAGUUAUUAUUGCUGUUAUAAUUGAUACAUAAAUUGCACUGCUUGAAUCUUGUUAACUUUGAAGUUUGGAAUUGGGUAGUGUGGAUAUGAUAUAUUUAAGAAACUUGAAAAACUUGAACCUAUUUUUUGUUGUUUUAUAUAUUUGUAGGUAUAUUAUAUGCAUUGGCUGCUAUGGGGAAAAGUGUCUCAAAUGCAUUUUUUUUUUUUUUUUUUUCCAGUUUUGUUUUUAUGAUUUAAUGAUUCCUCCUCAAGCUGAUGUGCAGUUUCUUAUGUCCUGGUGUGAGGCAUAGUCGCUGCUUUGGUUCUGUAAGAACCUGGUCUGAGAGUUUCUGUUUUUUUUCCUAACCAACACUGGAAUCUACAAUAAAUCUUGAAAUACUUAUUUAAAAAGAAAAUGUCGCAAAAAAAUUCAAGAAAAGAAAUGUUACAAUGAAGAAUGUGAUUGGGGGGGUUAUCUACAUAACCUUACGUGUAUGUUAAUGCGUGUAUGUGGCUGAGUGCAUGCGCGUGUGUGCAUUUUAGUUUGUGUUCUUCAAAAUCCUCAGACUUUUUUUAAAACAUUUUUUUAUUGUGUCAUUUCAAGAUUUCUACCACCAAGACUGAAAAGCUGAUUCACCAGUCCCGUAAACAUCAUAUCUGAGUAAUGUACAGGAGAUCUUUUCCAAAUCUUGCUCCCUUUUAGUGGAGGCUUUAGAUAUUCGCUGGAGGUAGUAGAGAUCAAGUUCUCACAUGACUCCAUUAUAACUGUAGUGACGGUACUGUAGCCCCUUCCACUGUCAGCAGGUGUUAUCAUAAUGACAGAGAGAGGCAGACACAAAUGGAAAUCCUAUUUUGGGGGUACUCCUCACCCCUGAUCCUGCAAACAAAAACAAAAUUAAAACAAUCAUGCCCUGUCCUCUGGCGUCAGCUGAAAUGAGACGACGCUCAAUGCUUUCCCUUGUCCUUUUCAGCCCCUGGUUGGGAUGCAUUUAGCCUGGGCCAGUCUUAACUUGAUGAUUCAGAGCAGUGAAAUAUUUAUAAUGACUGUGAGAUUCCCUUGAAUGUACUGCACUUAAAUUACUGCGAUGUUUCAUUGCCUUGUGGGACUCAAGUGAAAGAGAAAAAUUGGAUCAGUGCAGCAGUCCUCUGGUCUUAAAUUAGCAUUUCUUUUGUCAGUCAAAUUUCAAUGGUAAAUUGAAUUUAUUAACUGGAGAGAGAGAGAGAGAGAGAUUCGCAGCUUUGUUGUGGGGAAAUACUGGCAUCAGUCUAGAUUUAUGAAGUGCAAUUAUUAUGACUGUAUUAACAUUUUUUCUCUGAGCUUACACCAAAAAAAUGUAAACUACAGUUGUCAAUACAUUCCCAAUGUACCACAUCCCUAAUCCCUAUUCUUUUUUUUUUUGUUUUGUUUUGAGGUGUAAAAUAAAUUUCUUUAAGAAUAUAUUCAGAGGCCACAUCUUGGCUUUGAAGUCUGUCAUUAUUUUUUAACGUAUGUCCUCUAGAGGUAAGUGGAAAGUAAGUGGGCCCUUGUUUCAGCAGCUCUGUGAGAUGCAGAGUGGAGCAUGAUGUGUGAUCUUGUACUGUACUGUAGUAGUAAAACCUCUGUCACUGACAAAACCUAGUAUACUUAAUUGACCAUCUUUUAAAUGUUUACACUUUGGCCAUCCAAAGAUAAAAGGACAGACAGCAUUGUUGGAAAUUAUUUACCCAUGAAUCCUGAAGAUUUUUUUAUUUUAUUUUUUUUAAAGAAGAAGCAGGAAUUAAUGUUUCUUUGAUCAUUUGCGCUCCAUAAAUAGACCUUUUUCUCCCUCAAGAUAACCCUUGCUUAAUCUUAACUAUGAGCCUUAAAUUUUUGAGCCACUGUCUUUGAAGGCUGACAAAGAUUUCAGCCUAAAGAAUACCAAGCCCCUUGGCUUAAAUUUGCACAGUAAGCCUCCUUAACAUUCCAGUGAAAAAUUUUCAUGUUGUUUCAACAGCUUAAUACCCCAGCCACAGUCUGAUUCCAGCAUAUUUUCUGUCUUGUAGAAAUAUUUUGACAGAUUUACAGAUACAUCCCGUCCCUAAAUCCCCUCCGUUUGGCUUCUGCAUCCAAGCAUUAAACCCUGUCACAUGAUGUUGAAGUGAAGAGGAGACACUUGAGGCAGUGGAGUUUCUGGUGUCUGGCCUUUCCCACCAGUGGAGGUCUGAAGCACCAGGCCUCUCUGCUAAUGGGAAUAUUGGGUGACGCCUGGCUGUUGGACAGUGCCAGUGGAGAGUAUUCAUUCACUCAAAGGGUUGAAAUCAAAACCCUUUUCAAAUAGCAAGGGAUUUCCUAUUAGGUACUGAGAGGAAUCUGGCCAUUUCGAGCCAAGUUCAACUAAAUAAAACACAAAACGACAUGACAUGACAUAAAAUAAAAUUAUUUUUUUAUUGCAAAAUUUUGAUUUCCAGAGGAGUUUUAUUACAUGUAAGGUGGUAUUUAGUUACUUUUAGCGUCUUUGCUUUGUAGCCACAUUUUCUACUGUACAGGCUCCCAACUGUCUGUCCCCCCCAGUCCUUUACACACAUUAAUGAGCUCCUAUUGAUGGGAUGCAUCUUAGCCCUGCAUCUCUGGUCCAUUCCACUAUUCCCGAUUUGGACAAUGGACGCUUAGCCCAUAUUAGGAUAAUAGAAUUAAAUUUCAAAUAGAUUUGUGCCUGAGCUGAUCCAUGCACGGCUCACUCAGCUGCAGAGGCAGAGUGGCAUAUGGCAUGUCAUUAUCUAAGCCCACCCUCCCCCUGUCCGGGGCCAACAGGGUUCAGCAGUGCUUAAACAAACUGAAGGUUAGGACUGGCUGGCUGGCGCUGAAGGGGAGGACAGCAGGGUUUGUAGAGGAGGGUGGUGGUGGGGGGUUCGGGGGGUGGUGGGGUUGCUAAAUCACAGCCUCCACAGCGUCUCAGAGGGCCUCAGCACCACACCAUGGCGCCUGGGCUCAGAGGCCUGCUUUAAAAGCUGGGCUGUGUUUGAUCGAGGGGAUUUGUUUUCUGUUGGAUUAUACAUGGUUGCUCCCUGCCUGGCUGAGGGGCCCUGUGCAAUGUGACAGAUCUCAGCAAAGGAAAAAAAAAAGGGAAGAGAGAGAAAGAUACAGGGAGGGAUUUUACAGGGGAGAAGCCUCGAAGCAUCAGUAAUCAGGAUAAUUGCCAUGUUCCUGGUGCCGGUUUCAGCCUCCCCUCUUUGGCUCUGCGGCCUCAUAUUCAGAUUCAAGCUCUGAAGAAACCACCUUUCUCACUGAAAGACUUAUUGUGCCUCAAUUUACUAAAUUCUAGUGAGUAAGAGCUUCAUUUAUAAUUAAGUUUUUAAUGCUUGGAAAGUUAUGUUGCCCAGGAAAUGAUAAAUUACACCACUCAAACACCAUCCAAAUGAGGACGUUAAGAUCUAUCACUUAUCUCCGUGGUUACAGACUAUUGACUGUUAACACGUUUUCAAGGGCAAUGAGAUACUCACAAGGAAGGCCUGAGGGCAAAGUGGAGGGAAAUUGACUUAUGCUGGUUGUAAAAAUCCCUUCGUAAAUCCCAAUAACUCCAUGAAGACCUUAACCUAGUGCAAAGGUCUAGUUGCAUAUUAUGCACCUUAAACACUGCUGAGAAGGAAGGAGAGUGGACGGACCCGUUCAGAGCAGGGUCAGCUCUUUCACUCUCAAAACAGAGGGGACGGGACGGGAGGGGAGGGCAGGGUUAGAAAAAAUAAAGGCAGCUGCUCGCUCUGUAGAGUCUUGGCGCUGCUUCUCUAACCUACAGAUGACAGAAAGGGUGGGGUGGGGGGUGGGGGGGUGACGUCCCCUCUGCACCGCUUUGGUCAACCUCAGUCAUGUCCCCUGGCUGCCCUUGGACCCCUGGUGCUCUCAUCUCAGAGUCCUUCCCAACAUCCCUCCUUAGUGGCUAAGAGAAGAUAAAGUCAUGUGGUCAGUCCUCUCUAUUUGGCUCCUACCUAGCAAGAAAAUACUUUAGUCAAUAAUUCAGAUGGUCCUGGGGAGGCUUGUAUAGUUAACCCACCAGCCUUAUAGCUGUAUUGCACAAUAUCAUUAAAAGAUUUGCUGUGUUUUGCCACAGUUAGAGCACAUUGCCAUCUCUUUAGUGCUACUGAAUAAAACUGGAUGGGUCACAUGUGAGUACCACACAAUUUUUUUAUUUAUUUUUUUAUUAAAUACAACACAAGUUAAAAAUCAGCACAGAUCACACAAUAAAUCAGGAUCUUUCUUCCAAAGGCACAGCCCCAGAGCCCUUUUCUAAAAAGGCAGUGCAGCAGGUCGUAAUUCCAGGGGCUUACAGCAUUUUAUUCCUUCAGCGUCACAACUAUGUAUGUUCAGCUGAAAAAGCUUAUGGCCUCCAAAUAUUCAUCUAGUUUAUGUGGUGGGUAUAUUGAUGUAUCCAAUCUAAACACAAAAGUCUGGGGAUUUUGCUUGUUUUCUUCCUGUUUCCUUUUACUGUUUGUGUGGCUCUCAGAAUGUUCCUGUGGACAAACAGGGCUGUUUUUUCCCGAAUGAUCUCAAAUGCACCAACGCUGCCAAAGUCUGAGGGUGCUGCAACCUUGAGAAAAUAAUAUAUAUGGAAAUGGGAAAUCUAUAAAGCAUCUCUCUUAUUGUUCUCCCUGCAGUGUUGUAUUUAUGUUUAAAAAAUGAUUUUGUCUCCUCAGGAUGAAAAAAUGUAAAGGAUACCUUGCUUUUUUUUCUUCUUUUUUGAAAAUGAUAAUAUAUGAGUCUUAGAUUUCGAAAUAAGAAGUCUGAAUAUUAAAAAAAAAAAAAAGCUGUAAAAUCCUUUAGUCGUGGGGUUUUCAACUUUUGAAUGUGCCUACAGCCAAGCAUCCCAGUGAUUGCUUACCUUCUACCCCCUCUCCAGUUCUGCAAUCUCCCCUAAUCUCCCCACAACCAUCAUCUUCAAUUUGCUGAAACUGCCACUGUCCCUCCUCCAUCCCAACGACCACAGUAGAUAUUUUGUCUGUUCCCUACUUUUUGUCAAUCUCAGGACUGAAAUUUCUUUAUUUUAAUGUAGAUGGUUGGUUUUCAUUUGACCUCUCCUCUCUUAUGUAUUAUUGUUUGACAUAAGUAAAUAAAGCAGAUGACUUCUA